UUGGUUAUCAUGUUGGCGUUUUCUCAAUGGUGGAGGGGGACACAUUUGUCGGCCGCAUUUGGAGGAGCCUUCGCGCAGUACGAUGACGUCAUGCAGCCUACUAAUGCGCACUUUUAGGAUGCAGACCCCGGGUUCAAACAUAGCCUAAAACCCUAUUGGGUUUAGAGAACAGCUUUGGACUUUCUGUGUCCAUCCCACUGCUGCAGCUGUCACGUGACACCGUCGGUUUGUUUUGGUUGUUACAUCAGCUGGGCCUGACAUAAGUUGGCAUGCUAAGCUAAUUGGCUAGCUGUUGACAGCGAACAGGUUUCGUGCUGCAGCGACUGUUGGCCAGGGAAUAUCAAGCCAUACUUGACUUGGAGCUAAUUUUCCACUGCUCAAAUAAGGUAUUGAAAGCUCAUGUCUGGAAGUCUUCGCGAGCUAAAAGAAGAAUUGUCUAGCUUUUAGCGCCAUCGUCGUCCAUCGGUACGAUGUGGCUCAAGUUGUUCUUUUUGCUCCUGUAUUUCGUCGUGUUGUUUAUGCUAGCACGGAUAUUUGAAGCGGUAGUCUGGUAUGAGACCGGCGUGUUCGCAACACAGCUCGUCGACCCUGUGUCUCUCAGCUAUAAGAAACUCAAGACCAUCCUGGAGUGUCGAGGGCUGGCAUACACUGGGCUGGCUGAGAAGAAGGAUGUCAGCCAGCUGGUGGAGAAAUCAGGAGAACUGACACAUGGGGAGCUGUACUCUGCCGUCAAGAAAGAGAAGGAGCAAAAAGAGGCUGGAGAAGUCAGCAGCACACACUUCAGUGGAGAGAUGCACUUCUAUGAAUUAGUGGAGGACACUAAAGAUGGGAUCUGGUUGAUUCAGGUCAUUGCCCAGGACCGAGAAGCUCUGCUUGGUAAGUCUAACUGGGUGAAGAUGGUGCAGAAGGUAUCUCAGUUUGGAAUCCGAACUGGAACAUUUAACUGCUCUCAUGACCAAAGGUCGUGUAUCAGACGUGGCUGGGAACAUUCCACUCUCAUCAUGUCAGUUCCACAGACUUCUGCAUCGAAGGGCAAAGUCAUGCUGAAAGAAUACAAUGGACGCCGCAUUGAAACCGAAUAUAUCUUCCGCUGGAUGACUUCACAUAUGUCGCACCGCAUCAAGACACUGUGUGAUACUGAGAAACUACUGGAGGAAUGGAACCCUGACCCACUCCACCCAUUAAAGAUGUUUCUGUUUGCCCCCUUGCCCCAGCCACCAGUCUUCUUCUCAUCACUCUCUGUUAAGUUCACCGGCAGGAUUGAGUUCAUCUUUGUGGAUGUUCGUCACUGGGACAACCAGAACAGCCUAUUAGAGCUUGGUGUUACACAGAGCGCUGCCUACAUCUUGAAGAUGCCAGAGGGGCUCUAUCAUUAUGGCAAUAGUACUGGCGAGUUCUUGUCUGUAGCAGCCAUGGACACCUUCCUACGUUCAGUUCAGCCAGAAGUCAAUGACCUUUUUGUCCUCAGUCUUGUUCUGAUCAACUUGUUAGCAUGGAUGGACCUCUUCAUUACACAGGGAGCAACAGUGAAACGGUUUGUUGUUCUUAUACGAACACUUGGAACCUACAACUCCAUGCUGCUGUUGUCCUGGCUUCCAAUUCUGGCUCUCCUCCAGCUGUCCUACCUGGAAAGUCUGUACGGGUACAGUCUGAAGCUGCUUCGUUAUACUGACACCACCACUCUGGCCAGCCUGGUGAGAACUGACUGGACUUUCUAUUCAUCCCACCCAGCUCUGUUCUUAUCUACCUACUUGGCUCACGGCCUACUGGUUGAUUACUUUGAGAAAAAGCGUCGCAGUGGCAACAGAAACCAAGAGGACAGUAGCACGAACUUGGAGUGGCUGGCCAGUUGGUGGGAAUGGUAUACAUCCUAUCUGCUCCACCCAAUCGCAUCACUACAAGUGCCAUCAGACUGGGAGGAUGACCCUAAUGUGCUCUUUGAACAUUUGUCUUUCCCUGAUCUGUGGCUUCGCCCAUUAGUGAGCACAGACUACAUUAAAGCUUUACCGACCUGGAAGUUUAGAGUUUGUUGUGCAGACCCACUUGAUGGGAAGCUGGAAGAAAACACAGACAGCAGCCAGCUAAGUGAUCACCUUCCAGACAGACCCCCACAAAGCAGCAAACGGCAGGAGAGCAUAUCAUACAAUCAGGAUGACAACACACAGUCUUUCUGCAGCAAUGUGGAGUUGGUGUGUGCCGCCAGGGCAUUGUUGGACUCCUGUCACCAUGGUGACACAGACUCCCCAUUAACUGAUGACAUGUUGGAAAAGGUGCACCAAACCAAGGAAAGCAUCUCUCAUCAUGAGCAGAGUGACUGGUCCGCUUGGCCCUGCAACAUGUUGCAGUGCUCAGAGUGUGUGGUGUGCUUGGAGAACUUUGUGAAUGAAGAAUUACUGAUGGGUCUCCCGUGCAGCCAUGCCUUCCAUCAGCAGUGCAUUGUGGUGUGGCUAGCUGCUGGCCGACACUGUUGUCCAGUGUGUCGCUGGCCCAGCUAUAAAAAAAAAGAGCAGCCACUUGUGCACAGUAGUCAUGGUGCGGACACCUAAUAACCUUACUGAUGUCUACAUCUUCUCCUUUGAGUCCUGCUUUUUGGGUUCACAUCUCACUUGGGUGAAGGUGGGGCUUGGGAGGGAUGACAAAGCUAACAUUUUCUGUUGGUGUGAUCCUAACUGCUGUUAUGAAAAAAACAUCAAUUUCUUUUUUUAUUUCUGUGCUAAAGAUUAUGAUCCAGCCACGAAUAAAAUGAACAGCUCGGUAGCACAGUGUCUCUGGUUAAGGUUUAGUGAGUAGUCUGUAGGUGUGGUGAAGGAAUGCCGUAUGCUGCAAUAAUUUGCCAUUACUUCAAUACAUGACUUGAAUGGAACACGUCUGUUGCAUGUUGCUGCCAUCUAGUACUAUUUUGCAUGCCUUCCUCUUUGAUGUGUGAUAUUGUGGCAAAAACCAACUUAAAUAUCACGUGGUAAUACAGUAAAGUUGAAUAUGGGAUUCACAGGAUUAAUGCACCAAGUAAAGGGUUAAUAGUAUUAGCACAUUCACCAUUUAGAUUCUGUAUAUUGUUGAUUUCAUAUUAUUUAAUGAAAUUCAAUGUUUAAAAAAGUUCUGACCUUAAAUCCUAAUGUUUUUUGAUGAAUCUGUUAGAAAGGUAUUAAUCAGCAGGUACUCAUUUGCAGAUGCAAUGCAUUCCACUGACUGCUCUUUCUAAUAAUUAAUUCCUUCUGUGUAACUAAAUGAGGUAAUGAUGGAAAUAAAAUGUUCCGUUAUAGAGGCAACAAGGACCAGUUUUUGUUAAAUAAAUUUGUAGUCUAAAUUUAAAAACAAAUUCAUCUCCCCUUAUGUUUUCUUUUAUCUACAAUUAGGAAAUAAGACUCACACUCCAAUUGAAAGUUUACAAAGAAUAUUGAAAAUCGAUAUAAAAACAGGUACAAAUGAUAAAACUUAACAAGGCGAGUUGCGGCAGAUAUACAGUUUAAGAUGAAUGAAAUGCUGUCAUCGUGAGGAGAAGAAACAGCCGUGUGGAGUAUUCACUGGCAGGCCGCUCAAUCAUGGCACAAAAUCAUUAUAAACACUGAACAAUCCCGUCCAGACCUAAAAAGGUUGAAAUGGCGAUAAACCUUAUCAUUUCACUUUCUGGCAUUUUUGUUUACAUGCCUGGCUGACGACAUUGAGCUAGCUCGGAGCUACAAAUUGCUUUAUGGAAGUUUAUGGAUUACAUCAAUCAUCACAUUACGUUCUUUAAAGUGUCACUUGUUGCUUCUCCUCUUAUAUAAUACUUUUGGCUUGUUUUCAAAACACUAGCUAUGUUGAAGCACCUGAAAAUCAAUAUUAAUAUUUUAUAUGUCUUAUAUUCAAACACGACACCUGUAUUUAAUGACAAAGGGGCAAACUGAGAGGAGAUGUGCUUCGUACAACGUACAUUUUAAAUGUUGGCAGUCACAUAAAACACAAAAAUGUAUCACCUCUACUUUUAUUUCAUGAAAGUAGUUUUAAUUGUUUAAAUAAUUAUUUGGAGAUAAACAAAUCCAUCCAUCCAUUUUAUAUGCUGCUUAGCCUGACGAGCAUCACAGGCAUGCUGGAGCCUAUCCCCGCUGUCUUCAGGAAGAUUAUUGCCAGUCUCUGUCCAGCCAAGCAAGAAGCAGAAUCUGUGAGUGUGUGCGAAUCUUGAAAAGUGUUAAAUUUUUCAUCCCAUUUUUCAUUGACCAACUCGUGGACUCAUUGCUAUUCAAUACGCUCUCAUAGUAAACAUGGAAGGAAAAUAAAAGUGCCAGAUUUCCCACAGCUAUUUCAAAUUCCUGAAAAAUAAAUUAGAGAUGUAAAGGAAAAAAAUAGCAGUGUGGGAACUUGUUGGUAAACAUAUCAGGUAAGUUACAUUAAUUUACACAUAGUAUGUAAAAAUUAUCUCCAAUUCUUGGAGAUAUCAACUCCACCUUUUCUCAUUUGAACUACUUUGAUGCCCCCCAAAUUCCCUCCAAAUUUGACAGUCAAUCAAAACUGUGGCAGACUCAUAAUUUGCUGUGGAUGUGAGCUCACCACAGCUGUUUGUGGCGUCAGGUAGUGGUAGGUAGUUUCACCAAGAUGAUACUAUCAUAAUCCUACUAAUUGGCAUCCGUUACACGUUCACACAGCAGAUCUAUUUGUUGUAUUCUGUUGUUAGAACAGGUAAAAUAAAGAAUGAUUCAAACUUUUAUACCUUUACAACAGAACUGGCCCUAAAGCCCCACAGCAUGAUGGAACCACCAAAAAAUGUUACCGGGGGUAGUAAGUGUUUGUCUUGCUGUGUUCUUCAUCCGCCAUGCAUAACGCCCUAUGUUAUGUCCAAACAACUCCAUUUUAGUUUCAUCAGUCCACAGCACCUUAUUCCAAAAUUAAGCUGGCUUGUCCAAAUGUGCUUUAGCAUACCUCAAGUGACUCAGUUUGUGGCAUGUGCUUCUUCUGCAUGACUCUUCCAUAUUAGCUGAAUUAUUGGAACUGGUCUGUGGGUUGAGUGUGACUGUUCUCACCAUACUUCACCUCUGCUUAUGAGAUUUUAGUUUUAAUCUCUGACCUACAGAAGAACACUUACAACUGGCCACCUUAAAUACUCUUUCUCUCUUCUGGAUAUGUCCGAACCAUUUCAGUCUGGCCCCUCUGACUUUAUAUCCAAGGCCUCUAACAUUUAAUGUCCCUCUGAUGUACUUGUUCCUGAUCCUAUCCGUCCUCAUCUCUGCUACCUCCAGUUCUGCUUCCUGUCUUCUCCUCAGUGGCACUGUCUCUCGACCAAACAACAUGGUUGGUCUCACCACAGUUUUGGAUACCUUUCCUUUCAUUUUAGUUGAAACUCUUCUGUUACACAUCACGUCUGAUACUUUUCUCCACCCGUUCCACCCUGCCUGCACACACUUCUUCACCUCCUUUUCACAAUCUCCAUUGUUCUGGACUGUUGGCCCCAAGUACUUAAAAUUCUCCACCUUCUGUAUCUCUUCUCCCUGUAACCUCAUUCUUCCAUGUGGGUCCCUCUCAUUCACAUACAUAUACUCUGUCUUGCUGCGGCUAAUCUCCAUUCCUCUCCUUUCCAGGGCAAACCUCCACUCUUCGAGCAUCUCCUCCACCUGUUCCAUUCUCUCACUAGAAAUCACAAUGUCACCUGCAAACAUCAUAGUCCAUGGAGAUUCUUGUCUAACCUCAUCUGUCAGCCUGUCCAUCACCAUAGCAAACAAGAAGGGGCUCAGAGCUGAUCCCUGAUGCAGUCCCACCUCCACCUUGAGCCUGUCACACUUACAGCACAUCUUACCACGUCUUACAGUCCUCAUACAUGUCCUGCACCACUUGGACUUACUUCUCUGUCACUCCAGACUUCCUCAUACAAUACCACAGUUACUCUCUCAGCACCCUGUCAUAGGCUUUCUCCAGAUCUACAAAGACACAAUGCAGCUCCCUCUGACCUUCUAUGUACUUCUCUAACAUUCUAAAAGCAAAUACUGCAUCUGUAGUACUCUUUUUUUGGCAUGAAACCAUACUGCUCAACUACCCUUUCCCAUAACUUCAUUGUAUGGCUGAUUGGCUUUAUAUCUCUGUAGUUGCCACAGCUCUGCACAUCACCCUUGUUCUUAAAAAUGGGCACCAACACACUUCUCCAUUCCUGAGGCAUCUUCUCACCACCUAAGAUCCUAUUGAACAACCCAGUCAGGAACUCUACUGCUACCUCUCAUAGACACUUCCAUGCCGCCACAGGUAUGCCAUCUGGACCUUCCCACUCUUCAUCCUUAUCAAUGCUCUUCUCACUUCCUCUUUACCAAUCUUUGCAACUUCCUGAUCCACAGCAGACACUUAUUGUACUCUUCCUUCUCUUUUCCUCAUUCAUCAACUCUUUAAAGUACUCUUUCCAUCUUCCCAUCACAUUCCUAUCCUUGACCACCCUAAAUUGCUCCAUGUCCUUCCCAUCUCUGUCUCUCUGCUUUGCCAACCUUCUUAGCUAACCUUUUUUGCUGUAUACACUCCUGCAUCUCCUCAUUCCACCACCAAGUGGCUUUGUCUGCUUUCUUUCCAGAUGACACGCUAAGUACUCUCCUACUUGUCUCCCUGAUCACAUUUGCUAUAGUUGUCCAGUCACCCCCUUGCCAUCAAGAGCCUGUCAAAUCUCCUGUCUGACUCCACUGGAGAUGUUUUGUAAAAUACCUUCAACCAGAGUCCAGACCCUCAUAGGAAGCUAUAGGAAGUGUUUAUUUCUGCAAAAGGAGGAUCUACUAAAUCUUGAUGUAUUCGUCUGCUAUAUUUAACUGAAAUGGCUGAUCCCAACAACCAGUGCUCUUGCAACAAGACCAAAGUUAUCCAGAUUACAUGGGAUAUGCCAGAGAUUGGAACAGUGCAGGUAUUGUUUUUAUUGUUGUAUACAGUGCUACCGUGGCAUAAGAGUGGCCCAACUAACUGGUGGUUUUUUUUUUACAUUUUUACAUCUCUGAUGAUUUUUGCAAUGAACUGCCAGCUAAAUUGGAGUUACAGCUGCUAUUGAAGGGGUGUCAAUGUGAUGACCGUGGUUGAAGUUCAGUGUUGUACUAGCAUCAGCCAUUUAGCAUCAAACUAGCUAGGGGAAGAUUUUCAACAUCUCUGGAUAAAACUAUGGCAGGGACAACAUCAAAUGAAAAGCACUAAAUGAAUAAAAGCCACCAUCCCGCUUGGUGGACUUUGUUUUUCAGAGAGGUUGUGUACCCCUAUUGGCAGUCAAAGUCAUCCUUUAUGCAGUCCCACAUAGUAUCAGCAUUUGGGAGCAAAUAUGGGGUGAAAGCAAAAGGGGGAAAAUACAUCCAAAUACAUCCAUACAUCCCUUUGUGUAUGGGACAGAUGGGAUACAUGCGGCAUUCAAUGACCGUAAACAAAGUAGGACAAAUCGCAGCUCUCAUUAAACAGUCAAAAACUGUGGAAUACUUACAGUAUUGUAAGAAAAUAAUAUUUACUGUAAUAUAAUGAUUAAUUUUUAUAUAUUUCAAAGUGUUUUAAAAGAGAAAUGAAAUUACAUUGAGUUUGCAAUUUUGAUUACAUGACCUGUGUUUUAGGUAUUUUCAUUCAUACAUGUCAUGAAGGAAAGGUGCAUUGAGGCAAAUCUUUAAUGAUAAUAAUUUCUAAAUCUUCCUAAACACGAUUUUAUACUCACAAAUAUUUAGACUUUAAAACCAGUAUCAUAAAUAAGCAAAUCUUAUUUUGAGCUGACGCAAAUGAACAAAAACAUUUUGUCAUGUUUGUGUCAGUGUGAGACGUCUCACUCGCUCGCAUUUUGUAUUUGCUAAAAGUUUGUUGGUGUGUUUAAGAGCUAAUAUACUACUAAGAAAGAUAUUAAUACAAAAAUAUGCUUGCUGACUGUAUUUUUCUAAAUAAUGGUCCAUAGUUCCGAAAUCGAUAUUGUUGUAGUUGCACAUUGAAUUGUUUAAAACAAAGAGAUUGCCACUAUUUAUUAUAGAUAAAAACAUAUUUCUAUUUGGGCGCUGUCCUGUUCGUUUUGUUAGCAUUACCUCAGUUGCGUUAAGGUAGUGUUAAGACAUUGGCUUUAAAUGGUUAAGUAAGUAAGCUUGUGAACUUGUGUAGAAUUGUAUGCACUUCUGGGUGGUAUAUGGUACAUUAGGUUAGUGGGGGGGCUAAGUGUUCAUGUUCACAAUGAUAUUAGUUUUUGGUUCAGCCAUCGAUGAGGUUAUGGCUGUUUUUUUUCCCCCUCGCAGGUUCAUUGGUGGAUUUAUGGAAAAAAAAAAAACAGACCAGCCCAAAACCCCAGAUCACCCCCUACUUUUCCCACCUCAACGAAUACAAAUACGGGCUGCAGUGUCACGCCCUGUGUGGGUUCCCAGGUGACAGUUUGUCUAUGUUCCCUGUCUGGGCUUUGGUUUCCUUUUUGGACACUCUUAUUUUGGAUUGGACUUCCGGUUUUCCCAUGUCUGCCUUGGUUGUCCUUAUGUCCCACACCUGUCCCUAAUUUGUGCUGUCUAUUUAGUUCAGGUGUCUGCUUCUCCCUGCGUGGGAUCAUUAUCGUUUGUCAGUCAAUCCCUGAGUUGCUUUUUCCUGCUACAGCUAUUAUUGCACGCAAUAAAUAUAAUUUACCUGCAAUUGGUCCUGCUCUCUGCAUUCUGGGGACGAACCUUAAAGCUCUCGAGACCGACCGUGACCGAAUGAUCCCACCAAAUGAUGACGACCUCGCGGAGAGAGACUACUGGACUUGGCAGCGCUUCAAGGCUAUGGAGGACGAGGAGAUGGCGGUACCGCCUUGGGUAAUGGAGGACAUGGUGCGCGAGCCGGACGACACGCUCGCCUCAAUGGCGUGGUUCUAUUCCAGACCCACCGACGACACUCCAGACCGUCCGUGACGCCGACGCAAGCCGCAGCGCCGGAAGGCGAAGCCAAGCUCGUUCUCCCCUUCACGCCAAGCCAAGGUGUACCCGCCCUCCUGCCCUGCCAGUUUCGACGAACCCGACGGAGAUGGACCCGGCAGUUUUUUAAGGUGUUGGAGCAGGCGUGUGCGAGGUACACGCCGGAGGAGCUGGAGACCAGGGUAUGGGGGCCGGACUGCACGCUAGUGCCUAUGGCUUCAGUGUCCCCAGGACCCGCUGCACACCCUCCGACGCGGCGGCGUCGCCAACGCACGGCACGUUGCCGAGAGGUGUGGCCACCCUCUUCCGCCUCGCCAUGUCACGCCACAGCACAGCUCUACCCUCUCGCUGUUGCCGAGUUGCAGCCCGUCGUGCACCCACCGACGGCUCCCGUGCCAAGCGGUGAGGCGUCCCGGAUUCCUCCAGUGCCCAAGCCACGCAGCCCCAGGGGCCGCCUGCUUCACCGUCGCCGCGUCAGGCCCGGACGCCACCUGCUUCUCCUCGAUUCCCUGCCGGAGCCCAGGUUCUACACCCAGGGCGCCCCCCUGAGGAUGCCUACCGCAUAGUCGGGGGCACCCCCCGGAGGGGUCUUGCUGCCUCUGCCAGGCCUGCCACCCCGGGCGACCCCCAGAAGGGUCCCGUCGGCGACCCACCUCCGGUCCUCCCACCACCCAUCCCUCUUUGACUUGGAACUGUCUUGGACGUCUGGGAUCCGUCCUUGAGAGGGGUGUACUGUCACGCCCUGUGUGGGCUCCCAGGUGGGUUCUCCAUGUUCCCUGUCUGGGCUUUGGUUUUAGAGCUCUCGCGACCGAC
Messenger RNA from Doryrhamphus excisus (bluestripe pipefish), 9638 nucleotides. RefSeq names its product ring finger protein 103 (gene rnf103). The record is from RefSeq and is a predicted model, not a curated record. NCBI's taxonomy places the organism in Eukaryota, Metazoa, Chordata, Actinopteri, Syngnathiformes, Syngnathidae. Gene Ontology annotation, molecular function: ubiquitin-protein transferase activity. Gene Ontology annotation, cellular component: endoplasmic reticulum. Gene Ontology annotation, biological process: protein ubiquitination; ERAD pathway.